Molecule: messenger RNA, 1617 nt
Organism: Sclerotinia borealis F-4128
Lineage: Eukaryota; Fungi; Ascomycota; Leotiomycetes; Helotiales; Sclerotiniaceae
Source: the annotation of a GenBank genome assembly
AUGGCUUCCACCAGCAGCGCCAAUCCCUCAGAGCAGACGCCUCUUCUAAGCCCACCGGCUCUCAGUUCUCCAGAUACAUCGAAAAGAGCCACAAGGAAUGUCACCUUUAAUCCUAAUCCAUCAGUUAUUACAAUUGGUACAAAUGGAUCUGGAUCUGGAUCUGGAUCUGGAUUUGCGCAGUCGCCCAAAGCUUCCUUACCCUCCUCAACAGGCCCAUCACCAACAUCCGGUAUAAGCUCUUCUCUCAAUAGCAAACUUCGACGACGAAAUAGCUAUGGCUCUCCUUUGGUGCCAAUGCAUCCCAGCAUACCAGCAUCAAAGAUUGGUCCUCAGAGAACCACCAAGAACGUACAGAAGCUUAAGCUUCUACCCAAUCCAGACUUUGGCGAAGAUGGACCGGAUGAAGAGAGUGGACGGGACGUUUAUUCACAAUACACACGAAUCAAAGAUCCAACAGCGCGCAGAGAUGCUGCAAGAUUGGGAAAGGCGGAUCGUGAUCGAUUACCUCGAGUUACCGCAUACUGUACCGCCAAUAAAUACCAACUGGAAAAUGUGAUGCGUUUUUUGAAGGGCCGAGGCAAGACGAAGGGAGCCAACCCAAAAUUAUUUGACGAAUGUAUAUAUACACCAUUUAGAUAUGGCAAGGACUUUGGAAAAGCGACUUCAGCUCGAGCCAUGGAGGUACAUAGCGCGCCAGUAACGAUGAGGGAUCGGAGACAUUCGGAUAGUGCUAUUGAGGUGGAAGAUAACAACAAACAACGACGAGAGGACCUAAUAGAUCUACACACCGACGGUGGUGAUAUUGCGAUCAGCAAUGGCGACCACUCACCCGCUAACCAGCGUCUGCCGGAAGUCAUUGAACGACAAAUGGAGAACGAGACCGAAGCUCUCAUAUCGGAAAGCAAUCCCGAUUUCGAUACUCAGAUACACACACCCGAAGUGUUUCUAUUCGACUAUGGCGUUGUAGUAAUAUGGGGUAUGUCUGUAGCACACGAGCAACGAUUUCUGAAAGAAAUAGCGAGGUUCGAGAGCGAGAAAUUGGCAGCCGAUGAUGUGGAAAUGGAGUCGUUCAAUUUUUAUUACACCAAAGAGUAUCAAGCUAGGAUCUAUAACGAUUUUAUUACGCUGAGAGAAAAGGGAAAUUAUAUGACCAAGCUGGCGAUUUCCCAUGCAUUGGCGCAGAGUGUUAAGACCUCACUCUUUGAGUCUCUCGUAGACAACACCAUCGAAACAUGCAAAGACAUCCCGACUCAAAUUGCACUAACUGGAACCAUCGCCCUCUCACGAAAAGAAAUCAACAUGCAAAUUGGCGAACUCUUCAUCCUCCGCAUAAACAUCCAUCUCAAUGGUUCAGUUUUAGAUACACCGGAGCUAUUUUGGGUAGAACCGCAAUUGGAACCAAUAUACCAAGCCGUGAGAAGUUAUCUGGAAAUGGAUCAGAGAGUAAAGCUAUUGAGUGAAAGAUUGGAUGUCAUUGCAGAUUUGCUGGCUGUACUCAAAGAUCAGCUAAGUCAUAGGCAUGGGGAGAAAUUGGAAUGGGUUGUAAUUGUUCUGAUCGCCGUGGAAAUCUUGGUGGCAGUUCUUAAUAUCGUUGUCGAUUUAUCGGUCGGCGAAUAA